UGAGCGUUACAAUCUUUUAGUUGAGCUAAUAAAACAAUAUUUAGACUAUAUUCCUACUAUGAGGGUCCUAGUAAUACUUGCUGUGUGUGCAGUCGUAUCCGCUAAAAUUAUACCGGACGACUUCCCACAGUGCAAGCGAAAUGACCCAGAAUUAGAUAAAUGUAUUUUAAAAGCAGUUGAUGUAGUGAAGCCGAGACUACUAAAUGGCAUUCCUGAAGUAAACGUACCGGCCUUGGACCCUUUCAAUGUGCCAACAUUGAAGCUGGACAGAACAGCCUCUAACUUAAGGCUGAAGGCUACCAUUAAGAACAUGAAGGCGUUCGGCGGAUCUAACUUUAAAAUUGAGAAAAUGAAGUUGAACCUCAACAACAAGUAUGUGGGCGAAGUGAAACUAACAAUCCCACAGUUGGAGGUGACGGCUGAGUAUGACGUGCGCGGCUCCAGAAUUUUAACGCUCGACAUAAGUGGCAAAGGAAAAUUCAGAAGCAAUUUCACUGGAAUAACUGUAGUAGCUAAGGGUAGCGCCAAACCAAUUGUCAAAGAUGGUGUCGAAUACUUACAAGCUGAGAAAAUGAUAACCAAACUCAGGAUCGGCAAUGGACAAGUAUUCAUCGAUGAUACUGAAAGACCAGUAGCUGCAUCAUCAGCUGCCGCUUUCUUCAACGCCAGCCCAUCAGUUGUUCUGGAUAUCCUCAACCCUCUCAUCGAAGAGAGCAGUGCUGCCAUCUUUAAAGCCUUUUUCAACAAAAUUUUCGGAACAAUACCCCUAAAUGAAAUUUUAGUUGUUGAUGCGUAAUAUUUAAUGUCAAAUGAUAUUUGAUUGUUUAUGAUCAAAUAUGAGUUUUAUUAAGUAAAGUAAAACUUUUUUCUUCGGUACUGGCAACAUUUGUAAUGCCAUAUUUA
This is a messenger RNA of Vanessa atalanta (red admiral), 903 nucleotides long. Its product is annotated as circadian clock-controlled protein daywake-like. The record is from RefSeq and is a predicted model, not a curated record. The transcript has 5 exons. Lineage: Eukaryota; Metazoa; Arthropoda; Insecta; Lepidoptera; Nymphalidae. The coding region runs from base 59 to 796 and encodes 245 amino acids.